AUGCAUAUCUACAAACGACAUGCCAGAAAGCUGGCCUGGUAUGACCAGGAAGGCGAACCUUCCUCUCAUAACCCCUUUAAGAAGUUCCGCAGACAGCCGCGACGCACCAAUUCCAUUCAGCUGGAGAACCGAUUGACUCCGAUAAUGUCCGAGGGAGACAUGCGCCUGUCCGAGGAGCGCCGGCGACGGAGGGACAUGACCGAUGGACUUGUUGGUCCAGAGCAUGCAGACAGCUUCCCUCCCCAGUCGGCGGGCACCGAUAUGGUGGCGCGAUCGGAGAACGGCGACAGAGUAGGCACCAAUCCGUCCAUGCACAGUCAAGUUCCCAUCAAUGUUCCGCUCCAGGAUGAGCCGGGAGACAUGCAGGGCCCGCGGAAGAGGAGGACCUUCAUGAGCAAUACGCUUAACCCGGAGGAUGAUCGGAUGACGAGUGACAUGGACAAGCCAGUCGCUGAGAAGCGGAAGUUCACGGUGAUGGGGCAAUUGAAAGCCACGAUCUUCAAUUCCUGGAUCAACAUCUUGCUCGUCGCCGCACCUGUUGGAAUUGCUUUGAAUUAUGUCAACGUUAGCCCAGUGGCUGUCUUUGUGGUGAAUUUCAUCGCGAUCAUUCCCCUUGCGGCCAUGCUGAGUUACGCGACAGAGGAGAUUGCCAUGCGCACGGGCGAGACGAUCGGUGGUCUGCUCAAUGCAACGUUUGGUAACGCUGUCGAACUCAUUGUUGCGAUCAUCGCAUUGGUCGCCGACGAAGUGACCAUCGUCCAAACGUCCUUGAUCGGAAGUAUGCUUUCCAAUCUGCUUUUGGUCAUGGGCAUGUGCUUCUUCUUCGGAGGUGUCGACCGUCUGGAGCAGCAUUUCAACCCCGUUGUCGCUCAGACAGCGGCCAGUUUGUUGGCAUUGGCAGUGGGAAGUCUGAUUAUUCCCACGGCCUUCCACGCUUGGUCUGAUGUUCCAGCUGGCGAUGCGGGAGUCGCUCCUUUAUCACGAGGCACCAGUGUCAUUCUGCUGGUUGUGUACGGAUGCUAUCUGUUUUUCCAGCUAAAGUCGCACACGGAGAUUUACAACGCCCCCAGCCCCAAGGUGGAAAAGAGACGACAGAAGGUGAAUGAGGGCGACGCCAGUCGUGGCAUCGCGCAGAUCGGCAAGAUGUCGGCCUCUAUGGCGGGCGAAUACGCGCAGAAGGUCGAGUUACAGGAGCCGGAGGAUGCGGAAGAGCCCCAGUUGAGUGUCAUGGUUGCUGUGUUGACGCUCGUCAUCUCCACGGUUUUUGUUGCUCUCUGCGCCGAGUUCAUGGUUGAUUCGAUCGAUGCCCUCACUACUCAAGGCCACAUUUCGGAGACCUUUGUCGGAUUGAUCCUUCUGCCCAUUGUGGGCAAUGCAGCUGAGCACGCAACGGCAGUGACUGUCGCAUGCAAGGACAAGAUGGAUCUGGCCAUUGGUGUGGCCGUUGGAUCCAGCAUGCAGAUUGCGCUGUUGGUGCUGCCAUUGAUCAUUGUGAUUGGAUGGGGAAUGGGCAAGGAUGACAUGACUUUGUACUUUGAUGCUUUCCAGGUCAUCCUUCUUUUCGUGGCUGUUCUUUUGGUCAACUACCUUAUCGCCGAUGGAAAGUCCCAUUGGCUGGAGGGGGUGUUACUGAUGAUGAUGUACCUCAUCAUCGCCGUGGCUGCUUGGUUCUAUCCCUCCAAGACCGGCACCACCUAG
Messenger RNA from Aspergillus sclerotioniger CBS 115572, 1698 nucleotides. Its product is annotated as hydrogen/calcium exchanger domain-containing protein. Gene Ontology annotation, biological process: intracellular calcium ion homeostasis; calcium ion transmembrane transport. Gene Ontology annotation, cellular component: fungal-type vacuole membrane. The coding region runs from base 1 to 1698 and encodes 565 amino acids. The transcript is spliced from 10 exons. Gene Ontology annotation, molecular function: calcium:proton antiporter activity. NCBI's taxonomy places the organism in Eukaryota, Fungi, Ascomycota, Eurotiomycetes, Eurotiales, Aspergillaceae. The record is from RefSeq and is a predicted model, not a curated record.